This is a messenger RNA of Dioscorea cayenensis subsp. rotundata (Guinea yam), 2279 nucleotides long. Its product is annotated as beta-glucosidase BoGH3B-like. The coding region runs from base 162 to 2081 and encodes 639 amino acids. NCBI's taxonomy places the organism in Eukaryota, Viridiplantae, Streptophyta, Magnoliopsida, Dioscoreales, Dioscoreaceae. The transcript is spliced from 10 exons. Gene Ontology annotation, molecular function: beta-glucosidase activity. The record is from RefSeq and is a predicted model, not a curated record. Gene Ontology annotation, biological process: glucan catabolic process.
UGGUGUGGAGAGCUAGUGGAAGAGUGACUGACUGUUACUGUGACUUUGUGUGCUCCCCACUUCACUCCCUUUUCAUCCACAAUGCUAUAUAUAGAUAUUUAUAUGCCAGCUUAAAGCAGAAUCCUCCCACUCUGUGUUUUCACAUUAAUGUUAGUAAUUUGAUGAGGCUGAGGCUGAUGAUGGAGGGCUUUGGACUCAGAAGAAGAAGUGCUUUUUAUGCCUUCAUCUUCUUUUGCUGCUGGGGAGUGAUUUCAGGAGCAGCAGAGUAUGCCAAGUACAAGGAUCCGAAGAAGCCAUUGAAUGUUAGAAUAAAUGACUUAUUAGGAAGGAUGACUCUUGCUGAGAAGAUCGGCCAAAUGACGCAAAUCGAAAGGGAAAAUGCAACAGCUCAAGUGAUUAAUAAAUACUUCAUAGGGAGUGUUUUGAGUGGUGGAGGUAGUGUACCAUCUCCUCAGGCUUCUGCUGGAACUUGGGUGAAAAUGGUGAAUGAGAUGCAAAAAGGAGCUAUGUCUACUCGUCUCGGAAUCCCAGUCGUAUAUGGUAUUGAUGCUGUCCAUGGACACAACAACGUCUAUAGAGCUACUAUCUUCCCGCACAACAUCGGACUUGGAGCUACCAGGGAUCCGUCACUUGUGAAGAAGAUCGGCGCUGCAACUGCUCUUGAAGUUAGAGCGACAGGGAUUCCUUAUGUCUUUGCACCGUGUGUUGCGGUUUGUAGAGAUCCAAGAUGGGGUCGAUGUUAUGAAAGCUUUAGCGAAGAUCCAAAGCUUGUCCAAGAAAUGACAGAGAUCAUUCCAGGUCUCCAAGGAGACAUUCCUGCAAAUUCAAGAAAAGGAGUCCCUUUUGUUGCUGGACAGAAUAAAGUUGCAGCAUGUGCAAAGCAUUAUGUCGGUGAUGGUGGAACACAUAAUGGUAUUAAUGAGAAUAACACGAUUAUCAGUCAGAAUGGACUGCUCAGCAUUCACAUGCCACCUUACUACAAUGCCAUCAUCAAAGGUGUCUCCAGUGUGAUGGUUUCAUUUUCAAGCUGGAAUGGGAUUAAGAUGCAUGCUAACCAUUAUCUAGUUACUGAUUUCCUCAAGAACAAACUUCGUUUCAGAGGUUUUGUGAUCUCUGAUUGGCAAGGCAUCGAUAAGAUUACCAGCCCUCCUCAUGCUAAUUACUCUUAUUCAGUUCAGGCUGGAGUUCAUGCUGGCAUUGACAUGGUAAUGGUACCCCACAACUUCACCGAGUUCAUUGAUGAUCUUACCUUCCAAGUCAAAAAUGGAAUCAUUCCAAUGAGUCGAAUUGAUGAUGCUGUAAGAAGGAUUCUUCGGGUGAAAUUCACACUGGGACUCUUUGAGAAGCCUUAUGCAGACCAUAGUUUAGCGGAUGAGCUUGGAAAAAAGGAACACAGGGAGUUGGCCAGAGAAGCUGUGAGGAAAUCACUAGUUCUUCUGAAGAAUGGAAAGCCCGGUAAUGCGCCAAUGUUGCCACUACCCAAAAAGGCAAAGAAAAUCCUUGUUGCUGGCAUUCAUGCUAACAACUUGGGCUAUCAAUGCGGAGGAUGGACGAUCCAAUGGCAAGGGCUUAGUACCAACAACCUCACAACUGGAACAACAAUUCUUGAUGCUGUGAAAUCUACAGUUGAUCAGAAAACUAAAGUCAUAUACUCUGAGAACCCUGACAACAAAUUUGUGAGGAAAAGCAGAGCCUCUUAUGCUAUAAUAGCAGUUGGAGAGCCCCCAUAUGCAGAGGGAUAUGGUGACAGCUUGAAUCUCACAAUCUCCAGCCCUGGACCAAAAAUAAUCAAGAAUGUGUGUGGCAUUGUCAAGUGUGUAGUCAUUGUGAUUUCUGGGAGACCAGUUGUUAUCGAGCCUUACCUCGACAUGAUCGACGCUCUUGUGGCGGCAUGGCUUCCUGGCACAGAAGGCCAAGGAGUAGCUGAUGUUCUGUUUGGUGAUUAUGGUUUCUCUGGUAAGCUUUCAAGGACUUGGUUCAAGACUGUUGAUCAAUUGCCAAUGAAUGUUGGUGAUCCUCAUUAUGAUCCUCUGUUUCCUUUUGGCUUCGGCCUCACCACUCAGCCAGUGAAACAAAACUAGUAAUUCUUGAGAAAAAGAAGAUAGAAAGCCUUCAAGGUUGAUCUCAGUGAGAGUUUGUACUACUAUAUAUAUGUGUGUGUGUGUUAGAAAUGACAUUCAUAAAGCAGAUGUAGUUCUGGUUUAUAUCAUCAUGCUCAAGAUUUCAGCAGAAAUUGAAGUUCUUUUAUUUGAUCAAUUAUAUAGAUACAUUUAGACCAA